CGAAAAGAGAAUGGGGGUAUAGUGCUCCCCCAUAAAGAAAGUGCGAAUGGUAUCCUCCAGGAAGCCACGUUCUAUCACUUCCGGGUGUACAGGCGACACGUGUGUGUGACAUAGAGGCAGGAGGUUAGUGGAAGUUCGGUACAGGGGGAUUAUCCGUUUAGUUAUUGAAUGCGGGCUGUAGGUAGGGCGCUGUACUUAGACUAAAUAUUGAGCGCAAACAGCGUAGAAGGAAGAGCGGAAAGUUACUAAAAGAAGGAACCACAAUAGGAUACACAGGAUGCAUUUUAACUCCCAUCACACGCAGCUCCACACAGCCUUACGCAGAUUUCCGGCAACACACAGAUUGAGCUGUGGAGCACAUGGGGCAUAAUGCAGGUUUUGUAUGUAACACUACACAUAGUGACCACAGAGGAGGGCUAGCAAUGAAGCAAGUCACCCUGGGGCCACUAAGCAACUACAGUCGUGAUCUGCAGCCCCAGAUUAUCAUUAGGCUGCGGAUUAAAAGCACCAGAAGUUGUAUUAGGAUGUCUAUUGGCAGAUUACUACAUGGGCAAAGGGCAAGACCUUAAUGUUUUCUUUGACUUGAUGGUUAAUUUGAAUGUUUCCUGGUGAACUGUGUUAUAUGGGGCCUUCUAGGUGGCAAACUAUAAUGAUUGUGGCAUUAUGGUGAUGAUUUUUUUUUUUUUUUUUUCCUCUAAAAAAAAAUGUCUAUCUCCAAAUAGAAAUGGCAUUCAAGAAGCGCAAGGGAUCCCGGGGAAGAAAACCUCCUAAACACCAAGAUGGCGAUGACAGUGACACAGGGGAGUUUGAUGUCCAAGUUGGGAUGUCAGAACAAGAUGAAGUGGUAAAUGAAUGGUCCACUAAUUAUGGGCAUAAAGAACUGCUCUGAAACUGGCUAUAUUUUAGGUCAUUGCAUCAACUGGGGUUUGCAUUAUCUUAUGUUGGAGACUAAACUGUAUUAAUGCAGUCAGGGUAGAUUUACAGCAAAUCAAUUUAAAGGGACACUAUAGGCACCCAGACCACUUUAGCUCAUUGAAGGGGUCUAGGUGCAAACUCCCAUCACUCUUAACCCUGAGCAUGAUUUUUAUAAACUGCAAUAAUGACCUGCCAGGGAUUAUUAUUAUUGGUAUUUAUAUAGCGCCAGGUUAUUCCUUAGCGCUUUACAAUAACAGGGGAAUGUACCAAAUGAGACAAUAACAAAAUGUAACAGGAACAAUAGGUAGUUGAGGAGGUGGGGUAAAAAAAACACAAUAGGAAGGGUACUAACGGGGACAGCAAAUAGAAAUGGUGGGAAAAUAGCAGAACUGGAGGUGAGAGUGGAGUGUGGCUCUUUAGGAGAGCACGAGAGGAAGGUUUGAGAGAUAGAAGUUACUCUUGGAGGCUAUAAGCAAUCCUGAAAAGAUGGGUUUUGAGGGACUUCUUAAAUGAUUGGGGAGAGUCUGACAGGGGUAGUCAGGCUGUUUCAAAAGAAAGGAGCUGUCCGUGAGAAGUCUUACAGGCGUGAAUGUGCAGUAAGGGUGCGAGCAGCAGACAGGAGAUGGUCACCAGUAGAGCGGAGAGACCGAGAGGGGGCAUACCUAUGAAUCAGUAAAGAAUUGUAAGAGGGGCUAGAGUUGGUAAGGGCUUUAUAGGUAAGGGUUAGUAUUUUAAAUUGACAAGUGUAGGGUACAGGAGGUCAGUGUAAGGAUCGAAAGAGGGGUGAGGUGUGAGAGGAGCGACUGGAGAGAGAGAUCAGCUUGGCAGCAGCAUUCAUCACAGAUUGUAGGGGGGCGGUAUGGCUUCUGGGAAGACCAAUUAGGAGACAAUUACAGUAAUCCAUGUGAGAGAUUACUAGAACAUGAACCAUCUCCUUGGCAGCAUCUUGCAUAAGGUAGGGGCGUAUGUGGGCAAUGUUUUAAGCUGGAAUUGACCGGUUUUAGCAACAGACUGGACAUGAGGCCCAAAGGUGAGGCCAGGAUUAAAAAUGAUACCAAGACAGCGAGCUUGAAAGGAUGGGGUGAGGCAGGUACCGUCAACCUGCAGGUGUUUUGAAGAGGAAAAAUAAGAAACUCAGUUUUAGAGAGAUUGACUUUCAGAAGUGGGAGAACAUCCAAUCAGAGAUAGAAGAGAGGCAAUUGGUGACACGUUGUAGGACAGCAGGGGAGGAAAGGUGUGUGUAUAUAAGGGUGUCGUCGGCGUACAGGUGGUAGUGGAAUCCAUAUGAAUUAAUAAGUUUGCAGAGAGAGAACAAAAGGGGACCAAGAACUGAACCGUGAGGGACUCCGACUGAGACAGUAUGAGGAGAGGAGGUGUCGUUGGAAAAAGAGACACUGAAGGAGCGUUGGGAGAGAUAGUAGGAAAACCAUGAGAGGGCUUUGUCACAGAGACAAAGAGAUUGUAGAGUUAGGAGAAGGAGGCCAUGGUCAACAGUGUCAAAGGCAGCAGAGAGGUCAAGAAGAAUUAGUAUGUAGUAGUGGCCUUUGGAUUUAGCUGCGAUUAGGUCAUUUGUAACUUUAAUAAGAGCAUUCUCAGUAGAGUGGAGGGUGCGAAAGCCAGAUUGAAGAGGAGGGAGUUGGAAUUUAGAAAGGGGGUCAUACGAGUAAAGACAAGUAUUUCUAGAAGUUUUGAGUAAAAAGGAAGCCGGGAUAUGGGACGAUAGUUGGAAGGGGAAGAUGGGUUUAGAGAUGGCUUUUUUAGGAUGGAUACGACAGUAGCAUGCUUAAGGGGAGCAGGGACAACACCAGAUGAAAGAGAGCAGUUUACGAUGUGUAUUAAGUACAAUACAAGGGGAGAGAGAUCCGAUAAGGUGGGAAGGUACUGGAUCAAGUGGACAGGUGGUUUGAUGAGUGGAGAAGCGAAGCCACAUCCUGUUCUGUAGCUGAGGAGAAGGCCUGUAGGGUAGGGAAGGUACGGUCGAUGUGUGGUUGCAAAAUGGGGGAGAAUUCUUUCCUUAACUGUUCAAUCUUGUCGGUGAAGUAGCAUGCAAGGCUAUUUGAUGAAAGGUCAGUUUAAAGGGUGGCUUGAGGUGGGCGAAGGAGAAAGUUGAAAGUAUUAAAGAGACGGCUGAGAUUGGGUGAGCAUGAAUUAACGAGAUGAAAAGUAGGAUUGUUUAGCAAGGGUGAGGGCUGUGUUAUAUGAAGACAAAGUGAUCACUAUGGUUAUGCAAGCAUUGCCUGUGACUUAAAGGAACACUCCACAGCCAAAUAAAAUAUAUAAAUAAAAUCACUAUUUAGUAAAUAUACCCCCAAUGAAUACAUGCAUGAAUUUGGCCCAUCUAGUCUGCCCAAUUUUCCAAAUACUUUCAUAAGUAUCUUAUAUCCAGGAUAGUGUUGUGCCUAUCCCAUGCAUGCUUAAACCCCCUUACUGUGUUAACCUCUACCACUUCAGCUUGAAGUCUGUUCCAUGCAUCCACUACCCUCUCAGUAUAAUAACACUUCCUGAUAUUAUUUGUAAACCUUUUCAGCUCUAUUUUAAGACUAUGCCCUCUUGUUGUGGUAGUUUUUCUUCUUUUACAUAUACUCUCUUCCUUUACUGUGUUGAUUCCCUUUAUGUAUUUAAAUGUUUCUAUCAUAUCCCCCUGUCUCGUCUUUCCUUCAAGCUAUACAUGUUAAGAUCCUUUAACCUUUCCUGGUAAGUUUUAUCCUGCAAUCCAUGAACCAGUUUAGUAGCCCUUCUCUGAACCCUCUCUAAGGUAUCAAUAUCCUUCUGGAGAUACGGUCUCCAGUACUGCGUACAAUACUCCAAGUGAGGUCUCACCAGUGUUCUGUACAAUGGCAUGAGCACUUCUCUCUUUCUACUGCUAAUACCUCUCCCUAUACAACCAAGCAUUCCGCUAGCAUUUCCUGCUGCUCUAUUACAUUGUCUGCCUACCUUAGUUUGUCAUCUGAAAUAAUUACCCCUAAAUCCCUUUCCUUAGAUGUUGAGGUUAGGGCUCUUAUCAAAUAUUCUAUAAUCUGCCCUUGGGUUUUUACGUCCAAGAUGCAUUAUCUUGCACUUAUCCACAUUAAAUGUCAGUUGCCACAGCACUGACCAUUUUUUGUUUACUUACAUCAUUUGCAAUUUGGCUUAUCCCUCCUGGAACAUCAACCCUACUAAUUUUUGUGUCAUCAACAAAAAGACAAACCUUACCAUCCAUGUUAUGACAUAUGUGCUCAUCACAUUCCCCUCUUUGUUUAAGGGGCUGCAGAUUAAGCAGCCUACCCCUCAUUUAUCUCAUGUGGAGACAGGUCUUCCAAAAACUUGGCACGGUCUUUAGAGAACCUCAAUCCACAGAUGGCUUAUUUGAACAGACCCUAAUCACACUGCAACCUCACCCCUUCAGCUAAUAAGCUUAUUCAUAGAAUGUUUACGGCCACGUGGCUUAGAUUUGCCCAAUGUUGCAAAGGCUCAUUAUCACCAGAAUAUAUGCUUUGUUUGAAAUUAUUUAGCAUUAACUAAAAAUAAACCCCCAAAACAUAAAUCUACUUUAUCCAUAGCACUCUCCCUUUAGUAUAAUUCAAAUAUGUUUGUGAUACCUAAUCAUCUUGGCUACCACAUGGUUUUACUCAAAGGGGGCAUUGUGGAAUGAGCUUGUUUAUCCAUGCUGUUCCUUACUAAUCAUGAGUUCAGAUUUUUUAAAUCUUGUUUUCACGCAGCGCCUUCCAGCCUUCCCCACAGCUGAUGCUGAUUCUGAUAUAGAACUUGACACAGCAAGACAAAUGGUUCGAGCACAGAAUAAGAAGAAAAAGAAAUCUGGAGGGUUUCAGUCCAUGGGUACGUGAUAUAAAAUAUUUUUAAAGUCUACUCUGGUCUCACUAACACAGCAAAAUUAUGUUCUGUCACUCAUUUUCUUGACAGGUAUGUCUCUAACACGUAAUUACAGGACUUUAUAGUGUAUCAUGUGAAGUAAGAAAUUUGUAAUCCAAAUCUGAUCACCACUAUGCCCAUCAUAUUAAAAGACUGCCAUGUUUAAUUCCUGGAGAUGAUCUUCUUUGUUAUCUAUAUGAAGUCUUAUCUAGACAACAGUAGUAGCAGGUUACUCCAUGAUACAUAUUAUAUGUGGCUGGUAGAGGACAAGAGACUGUUGACUAUGGGUUACUUUUUGCUCUGCAGGUCUUAGUUAUCCUGUUUUUAAGGGAGUGAUGAAGAAAGGGUACAAAGUUCCAACACCGAUUCAAAGAAAGGUAAGAUCUGAGACAUCUAUUCUAGCACAUGAGUGUAGCCAGCAUGGCGAUGAGAGACAAAUCCCAACUCCAUCCCGAUGGAUGUAGCUUUUAAAGCAAAACAUAUUUGAAUUAGUAGCGUUAGCUUUUGCACAAUUUAAAAAAAUAUAUAUUUUAUUUAAAGACACCAACAUUUCAAGAAGAUACAUAAAUACACAUGAAACUAUUAAAUAUCAGUACUUUUUAUUCAUUUAUUUAAAACAUUUUAUUGAUCACUUGUUUUCUUGUUAUAGCGGCAGUACUGACCAGCCUUAAAAAAAGGACAGGUACCAAUUCCUACCGGCUGAUACUAUAAAUUCCUCCCCUGUCUGUCCUGUGAUCAGGGUAGAUUGGUACUUACUAGAAUAGAAAUUGUUGGUGGAAUGGUGCAGUUUACUGUCCAGGGCAUAAUUAAUCUAGCAAUGUGCUAACUAUUUGUUCUUUCCUAAAAGUUGAUUAGUUAUUUUUGUUUCAUAUCUUGUCUUUAUAUAUGUUUAAAGACAAGGUCAGAUAACCUAGAGAAUGGGAAGUAGAUUUCAUAUAACAUAUUUUCAAAACUGCUAAAUACUUCACUGUAACAUUAAACAAGCCCCACCUCAUACCUGCAACACAUUAUAUUUUAACUUGUUUUAGUGUUUUCUGUAGUGUGUGUAUGUGUAUUUCUUUCCGUAUAACAAACACUUACCGUCAUAAUUCAGGUGAUACCCGUAAUUUUGGAUGGCAAAGACGUGGUAGCGAUGGCUAGGACUGGCAGUGGUAAGACAGCUUGUUUCCUCAUCCCUAUGUUCGAGAAGCUAAAGGCUCACAGUGCCCAGACCGGAGUCCGUGCUCUGGUAUUGUCACCCACUCGAGAACUUGCCCUACAGACCCUCAAAUUCUGUAAAGAGGUAAUGGGAACAUUAGUCAGAAAUGUAUCUUGCUAUUCCUUUCUCACCAUUACUGCACUGCUCUCUGUGUUCUGCUACUCUCCUUACCAUUAUUGCACUGUUAAUUUCAAUACACAUACUCCUUAUUGCACCUUUCUCUAGUCUUAAAAUGCUGCUCCCUCACAACUACCUCUUUUGGUUGCUAUUGAUUCUAUUUAUUGUUCCCGUCACCUGGCUCCACCUUGGACAUUUUAUUUCUAUUGCACUGAUAAAAUGCAGUUGCUCAAUUAGGAUAUAUUGCUGUAAAAAAACCUUUAUACUCCUUUACAUCCUAGAUCCUUUUUUUCUGAUGCUCCCUAAGCACAACUUCCUUCUCCCUCACAUACUGUGUUAACACAACUAAUUUGAUGCUUCCCAUCUCAGCAGGUAGAUUCCUUUUAAAGUAUUUUUCAUUCUUCUCUUGCAGCUUGGAAAAUUUACUGGUCUGAAAACAGCCCUUAUCUUAGGAGGAGACAAGUAAGCCGAGUGACUGCUUAUUAUGGAAAUUCUAUAUGUUUUUCAGUAACCCUUUUUGAACCAGUGCCAUUUUUGUGCAACUACUAUUGGUAAUUACUUAUUGGUAAUUCAUGUUCAUGCUCUUUCAUUAAAUAAAAACUAACUAACAAAAGGGGCCUUGUUUGUUCCAAAUUUGUGGGCUUUGAUACAUCUAAACUAGGAAAUACAUCUCUCUUAACCAAUCCUUCUCCCCCAUAGUGAUGUACAAAUUUAGGUUUGGUGCUAGGAAUGUGGUCGGUACUGUAACACUAGAGUUUCAAAAGCAAAAUCUUCACCUCUUAAUGCAUUAAAAAUAUAUGUAUAUUUUUUAAAAGUAAUGAUAUUAUUUUUGGGUGAUGUCUUUUUCUGAUGCAUUCAUAUAAAGAAUUGUUUAAAUCCAUAAAGUGAUACUAUAGUCGUCAGAACAACUACAGCUUAAUGUAGUUGUUCUGGUAAGUGUAGUUGGUCCCUGCAGGCUUUUUGCUUUUAACACUGCCUUUUCAAAGAAAGGCAGUGUUUAUAGUGCUCAAAAGCAAAGAACAAGGCUGCGCCAGAGUGAUUAAAACAAGUCCAGAUAAAAUAAUAGAAUGUUCAAAUAAAAAAAUGUUCAAAUAAAAAAAGUCCCAAUAGUGGAUGGUGUCUUAACUGAUAUGAUGUCUUCCUUUUUAUGGUAGUGGUCGUCCGUCUCACGAUAUGAAAGACACAAUGGGAGAGAGCCAAUUGUGCAGAGUGUAUAAAUAAAUAGUUAAAAUUAAAAUAUAAAUUACACACUCACAUUUCCAUGAGCUAGGACUAGCUCUAGUAUGAUGGGCAUACGGCGGAUAACCCUCCGCUUAUAGGGGUGCUUGUCCUCCUGGAGAGUCCUGGUGUCCAAUUCUCAAGGAAAGAAAAUAAAAACAGCCAAUAGUGCUCUCUGGUGAGGUAGUUGGUAGAAAGAUAAAAAAUAAAUAAAAUAUACUCACAAGUGGAGUGCAGGUCAAUCUGCACUCUAUUUUUCGCGUGGGUGGUAUAAUCCCCACCUUAGGAUAUGCCAGGAACAAUAAAUGAGGUUAAAAGUAAUAAUAAAUAUAAAAUUAUUUAUUAGUACAAUAUAUUUAAAACCAAUAACGCGUUUCGCCGUAGAGGCUUUAUCAAAUUGGAAUAGUAUUCUAUUAUAUUUAUUAUUAGCGCUAACCUUUUUAUCUUUUUUCAGUGUUUAUAGUGCUGUCUACGGACAACUCCAGUGACAGUCACUCAGAUGACCACUAAAGGUGCUUCCUGGGUUGCACUGACAUUCAGCAUCUCCAAACUCUGCAUUGAUACACUGAACUUUCCAUAUAGAUAUGUAUUGAUUUAAUUUCUUUAAUGAGGUGCUGAUUGGCCAGUGCAGCAUUUGACUCCGCCGCACCUCCUUGGCUGAGAUCAUCAAAAUAGACAACCUCAGCCAAUUCAAUGCUUUCGUAUGGAUAAGCAUUCGAUUGGCUGAGAUCAUCAAUUUUGAAGAUGUCAGCCAAGGAGGCAGGGCCAGCGCCGGCACAAUUCCGCGGUGCUGGAAGUAAGGUGACCCUUAACACUAUUAAAGAGGGUCUAAGUAGUGUUUCUAACACUAUAGGGUCAGUAAUACAUGUUUGUGUAGAAUUCCAAUUUUAGGCAGCUUAGGAGAUGCAAAAUAAUAACAAUACCAUAAAGGUAUUUGAAUGAAGAUGAAUUAGGACAGAACAAACUAUCUCCAAGAGCCAUAGUGGGAUUUGUGGCUAUGGCAUUCAAAUACGAAUUGUUAGUGUGUUGCUCUAAUAUGCAUGUCUUUCUUUCUCCUGAUAGAAUGGAAGAUCAAUUUGCUGCUCUACAUGAGAAUCCUGAUAUGUGAGUAUGAGUUGCUUUUAUUUUUAUUUAUUUUUGUCACCUAAUCUAGAGAUGGUGUGCGUGUAUUUCUAUACUUCAGUAAUUGGGUUGACGCAUUUAAUUUGUGUGCGGAUGCUAUAAAAUGUGAAAUCAGACAUCAUAUUUGAUUUUGUUUUAAUGCUGCUUCUUUGAGUCUCCCAAAAUUCAUCACGAUUUCUUCCUUGUUGUGUCUACAGUAUUAUUGCCACACCAGGUCGUCUUAUGCAUGUCGCUGUGGAAAUGAACUUGAAACUACGCAGUGUAGAAUAUGUGGUGUUUGAUGAAGCUGACAGGUCAGUGACAUUCAGUGCUUGUCCUGCCAUAACACAAACAAUGGAAGCCACCAUCUCAUUCUUACUCUCUUCCUGUUUCAGACUUUUUGAGAUGGGCUUUGCAGAGCAGCUGCAGGAAAUUAUAUCUCGACUACCAGAAAUGCGUCAAAGUUUGCUUUUCUCUGCCACCCUUCCUAAGAUGCUGCUUGAGUUUGCGCGGGCUGGUGAGUACUUCCUGUAUAUGGAAAUAUUUGUGUGAUAUUUGUUUUGCUUUACACUGCUACAUACCACUGGGUUUAGGGAUGAAUUUUUGCUCUAUGGUGCAAUACAGUGUCUCUAAAUAAUGUACUUUGUCUAGGUCUUAUUGCUACAACUGAUUAUUCUUGUGUUGACUCCUGUAGGUCUUACUGAGCCCGUGCUAAUCCGUCUAGAUGUUGACUCAAAAUUAAGUGACCAGCUGAAGGUAAGGUAUUAUAAUAAUGAGAAACAACAAAAUCCGUGUAUACCCUAGCAGACCUAAAACUAAUAUUUUAUUUAUUUUCUCAAACCCUUUAAAGUUAUCAUUUCUUCAUGUGCGUGCAGAGGAUAAACCUGCAGUACUUUUACAUCUUCUGCGCUGCGUGGUGAAGCCUCAGGAACAAACUGUGAUCUUUGUUGCUACCAAACACCAUGCUGAAUAUCUUAGACUGGUAAGCGGGCAGAUUGGUGUUACUGGUGUAAAUAAAGGCAUAUUUAAAUGUACACUACUAAUUGAUCAUGUGAAAAGUGAUAUUGCCAGUUCUGUCUUGUUCCAUCUUUUUAUUUCACACCAUGUUAAUUAGUGCAAGGCUGGUAUAGUGUCACUUUGAUUAAGUAAGGAAAAAGUGUUGUAUAAAACAGUGUACCAGAACUGUAUGUAAUGAGCUGGUGUCUCUGAGAAAGAUGUGGAAAUCCUUGCAACAUUUUAACAUAUGUAUAUGAAACCAUAACAAAGUGUCUUUAGUGAAUCUCACUUUGUUCUUUGUGUUUGUUGUGUUGCACAGUGAGUCAAAUGACAGACUUCUCUACAGUGAUCCUUGCAGUUAGUCACUGUCCUGGCAGGAAGCAUUCAUAGAUUGGUCAGAAUGAUUCUCAGUUUGGUAGAAAUAUGUGUCUUCGACUCUUUGAGAAUAUAUUUUUAUUUAUUUAUUUAUUAAUUCCUUGGCGCUAAAGCAAUAAAAAAAGGAAGGAAGGUUCCUUGCAAAGAUAUGUAGUUUCUUGUAAGCCUUGAUUAGCCUGUAAUUAUUCUUAAUAUUUCAAGCAGUCUCCUGUUUUGCUAAACCUAUAUCUCCACCUUUCUGUGUUUCACCUUCCCAGAUGCUGGACAUGCAAGGAAUUCCUUGCUCGCACAUCUACAGUUCUCUGGAUCAGACUGCUAGGAAGAUCAACCUGGGCUUGUUCCUGCAUGGGAAAGUCCGAGCACUGUUAGUUACCGAUGUGGCCGCCCGUGGUAUUGACAUCCCUAUGUUAGACAAUGUCAUCAACUACAACUUCCCCCCGAAACCAAAACUUUUUCUGCACCGUGUCGGUAAGGAAUCAACAAUUUUUUAAAGUGGGGAGGAGGGGGUACUUUUAUAAACAAUUCACAUUUGUUUUGUUCUUGUUUACACUUUGCUAUUUCUCAUACAAAAAAGGACGUGUGGCUAGAGCCGGACGAAGUGGUACCGCGUACUCUCUUGUUGCUAUCGAUGAAACUCCAUAUGUUUAUGACCUUCAUCUUUUCCUGGGGCGACCCCUGAAACUAGCAGGAGAUCUGGGAACAGACACAGGUAAAAAUUACAUUUUUUCUUUUUUUCUUUUUAAAAAAAAUAAAAAAAUAUUACUAAUACAUCUACCAAUCUUUAUGCUGAAGAUUUAAAUUUUGCCUUCCACCUCUAGAUGCAGACACUGAUGGAAUGUUAGGGCGAGUACCUCAAUGUGUGAUUGAUGAUGAAGACGCUUUGCUUGUUACUGACCGGGAGCGAUCUCUAGAUCUUCAGAACCUCAAUCAUGUAGUUGAGAAUGCAUACAAACAUUACUGCAAAUCUAGACCAGCCCCAGCUUCUGAAUCUAUUAAACGGGUGAAGGAUGCUAAUUAUGCCCAGCUGGGUAUCCAUCCCAUCUUCUGUAAGUGUCAUCUUGUGCCUUUUGCAGUUACCCACUUCUCUCUCUCUAUUUCCUGAUUGAAUGGACAGUCACAUACUCUGUGUAUUUAAUUUUUAUUUUUUUUGUUCUUGGCCAUUACUGCUUUGCAGGCAGUAAUUCUAAUAUCUGGAUUGCAUUUAAUCUUUGUUUUAGUAAUUGUUUUGCUACUCUUCCUUUCUCAGGGUCUCUUCUUGGUUUAGAAGAGCUGCAGAGACUAAAGUUUGUGGACAGCAUAAAAUCCUAUAAAUCUAAAGCGGUGAGUGAUGUUGCAUUUCAUUGUGCAUUCUGGUCUAUCUGGGCAUAAAAUAACAAACCUCUUCCUUUCUCUCUAUAGACCAUCUUUGAAAUUAAUGCCACCAAUAAGACCACAGCCAGCGAGGUGAUGAGAGCCAAACGCAGUCAGGACAAGGGUGUCAUUGCCAAGUUUCAGCGUCUACAAGAUGAAAAAUCAAGUGAAAAAGUACAGGCGUCAACCAGCAGGAGACAAAGUGUCCCAUCCAUGAAGGAGAGUGAUGAAGAAAAUUUUGAGGUAUGAAAAUUUCAAAACUGUGUCUGUUAAUUUUCUUUGUCUUUUCUUCUUUGUGACCCUAUGAUACUUCUUUUGGUUUCUGUAUUUAGGGUGUCUUCUCACAAGUGGUUGGAAAAAGGAAGAGGAAGGACACCGAUGAUCCUGAAGGUCGCAAGAAAGGAAAAGGUUCAAGUUCCCAAGAGUCUGACUACUACAUUCCUUACAAACCAAAGGACUUUGAUAGUGAACGCGGGUAAGAAUGUGCAUGAGUUUUCUAGCAUAGCUAACGUGUAAACAAGGCUACAGUUGUAUCUGAGUCCAUUAGAACGCUGCAAAACGUGUGUAAAAUAGACAUAGUGUGAUGGUUUAGCUGGAGACUUGGAAAUCUGUGCCUUCAGCAACAUGUAUAUAUUUUCUUUCCUUCACCUCCAAUGUGCUGCAGUAUAACACAGACACAUUUAAAGUGAUCUAGAACAUGCUAUUGGAAGCAAAGGAUGUUAACAUGUUCAAAUGUAGACAUCAUAUUGUUGGCUUAUAUAUCAAUCAAUAUAACCAUCGAUUUUGCAAAUACUGUAAUCAAAAUAGGGUCCAAAUUCUGCUACUCUGCAGUUCAGUAAAUCUUUAAAAGCUCUCUAUCACUUGGCAUCCUCUUUUACCCUGACUUCUCAUGAAGUCUCCACAUUCUGUCAAUCUUCAAAUUCACCAGUUUCAUCUUAAAACUGAAUACUGAUACCUGCCCCUUGAUACCUAGUGUAGUCCUAAUGCUUGUCCACACUCUUACCUCUCUUCCUAACUACUGCAAAAUGAUCCUCAUUGAUCUUACUCAUGUCCAUAUUGACCACUUGUAUAUAAUUCAUAUUGAAUACUACAGCCAGUUUCACUGGCUUCCCAGUUGCUUUAAGGUUCAAAUUAAAAUUCAAAUGUCUACAACAGAGUGCCCUAGUCUGCAUAUUCUUACUGAUAAAAUGACCCUAUCCUACCCUUCAUCUUUAGUGAAUAAUUGCAUCAAUUGUGUGAUUGCAUUCACACCUUCAAGUGUGGCUAUGGUUGCACUGUUCUAAUAGAAUUUCUUUCCCAACCCAAUUAGACAUUUGCCCAGUCUUCAGGCCUUUAAAGCAGCUCUGAGUGCCUCUUUCCACACUGAAGCAUUGACUUAGUCCAACUGGUGGCUAUUUUAGCAGUUGUUCUGUCUGGAUACUCCAGACUGUUUUGACAGACCGCAGAUGUUCAGAAGCGGGGAAAUGUCCAUCAGGUACUGAGCAAAGAGGACUGUUACUAUAUCACAUGUUCUAGCUGAAAAAUGUGAGAAUCAAGUGUUCAGUUGUUUGAGUAACCUGGAGAUUUUCAUCUCCUUCUUAAAGGAUCCUUAAUAUCUUGUUUUGUACAAGGAUGAAAGAUUAUUGGUAGACAUUAGAGAAGUUUGUGAAUAUUUUAUGGCAUGUCUGUUAAUAAAGUAAGUAUUUCCCUCUGUCUCCCCAGGCUCAGCAUCACAAACAACAGCUUUGAGAAAGCAGCAGCAGGGGCGGUGCUUGAUUUAAUGGGAGACCAGACAGAGGAUCUAAAUAAGAACAAGCAGAUAUUGAAAUGGUAAGUUAUUGUGAAAGCAAAAUGACCUUUUCAUAAAUCUGUUUUAAAGAAGUGGUAGUAACUAUUCUAGAAAACACAUCCAUCUGGGAGUUAAAGCACCUCUUUACUCUGGAGUCAAUACAAAUUAAUUUAUUUUGUUUUCGGUUGUUUUCGGUCACCUGUUCUAGUGGAAAGGGGGGAGUAGGGAGAACAAAUGGUUGGUUAAAUUUAUCACUUUCAAUGGCUGUAUGAAACUUAGCAAUUCUACAAUAUUCCUGUUCUGAAAGAUAGAGCAUAUACUACAAUAUUUCCUCAUUUGGUCCUAGCUAGUGAUGUCCCGAACGGUUCGCCGCGGACUCAUCGAGUAAACUUUGACCCCGUACCUCACAGUCAGCAGACACAUUCCAGCCAAUCAGCAGCAGACCCUCCCUUCCAGAACCUCCCACCUCCUGGACAGCAUCCAUUUUGAAGCUGCAUUCUUAGUGAGCUGUCCAGGGGGUGGGAGGGAGGGUCUGCUGCUGAUGGUACAGGGUCAAAGUUUACUCGAUGAGUCCACGGCGAACCGUUUGGGACAUCACUAGUCCUAGCUAAAAAUCUGUUAUUUUAUUAUUUCUUUUUUUGUUGUUGUUAACAAUACAAGAAAUAGUUUAGACUUUCCUGGUUCUGUAGUUCUAGGCUUCAUUUUUUAAUGAUGAUGCCUUCUCCUCCGCUAUGCCUGAAUGUUAACACGAUCAUCAAUUACCAACUUCAGAGUUCACCGAGAUUAAACGAGAAAUUAUUAAAAAUGAAGUUAGACAAUUACAGAUAAUAUGCAAGUCUGAAAAAAAAACUUAUAUUUACCAAAAAUGCCAUCACAUGAUAUAUUUUUCUCUUGGUGGUACAGAAAUGCUUUAGUAAAUGCUAUAUAAAUUAGGUUUUGAAUAAGAAAACCUGUCAGAUUAUCACUUUGUGACAUGGAUAGCAAAAUUAUUGGUAGGGGUAUCUUUUUAUUUAUUUAUUUUUGUUUAUUUUAUUUUUUUAUUUAAACUAUAAUUUUGAUGAACUAAUAUGUCAGUUUUAAAGAAUAAUUAUGAUGCAAACAUUUUUACUUUUAGGGAUCGUAAGAAGAAGAAGUUUGUUGGAACAGGUGGACAGAGUGAUAAGAAGAAAAUCAAGACUGAGAGUGGUCGGCUCAUCAGCAGCUCAUAUAAGAAAAAUAUGUAUCCUUUAAGUCACUCACAUUUUGAAAACUUAUAGUAUUACAUGGUGAUCUGUAUACUCGAGUACUUUUCAUUGUAUUGCUAGAAGUGGCCUUGAAUAGAUAGCAUAUGUUUGAGAGCCAGACCUGUAAGCCGUGUGACAUGUUACUACCCUGGUACACAGCAAAAGUGUAUUCAUUCCACCUGGUAAGAGAUCAAUCUAGAUUAUCUCUCCCUGAAUAACUUGUAUUCCCAUAAACAUGUCACAGUUGUAGUUCUGUAUGCAGGUUUUGGUCCUAGGUUUAGAGUCUGGAGCACUAAUUAUUCUUUAAAUUUAAACUAGCUUUCUUUUAAAGUGAGUUUGUCAAGUUAAAGAUCCCCUUACCAUGUAACAUUUCACAUCUCCCAAUGCAGUACAUAUAUAAUUUAUCAUAGUGAUAAAUGAAAUAACCGCUCCUGAAGCAUAUAAAUAUACCGUGUACAUAAUGUACAUAUUUGCUGCCUAUUUCUUAAUCUCUGCCAUUUUCAAAGGUCAGUGAUUAUUGAACACUCACCCUCCACUGCCACCACCUCUUUGUUUCAACUGGCAUUGUUGACGUGAUGGCUUUAUUGGCAGCACAUCAGCAUCCGUGCUUCCUAUACUCCCUCUGGAACUGUGAUAAGCACAGAGAGCAGGAGAACCACCUGUUUAGCCCACUCAUCCUGUCACCCAGUCCUCGCCUUGGACCAGCAUGACCCCUUCAUACAAAUUUAAAGGGACACUAUAGUCCCCUGAACAACUACAGCUUAAUGUAGUUGUUCAGGUGAGAUCUAUAGCUCCCUGCAAGCAAUCUAAUGUAAACACUGUAUUUUCAAAGAAAAUACAGUGUUUACAUUGAUUGAUAGGAAUACCUCCAGUGACCGUCACUCAGACGGCCACCAGAGGGACUUCCUAUCAUGUAGGGCCCUAAAAAGGCCUUGUACACGUCAGACGUAUUAAAAUACGUCUGACGUGUGCAGGAGAGAGAAGACACUGUGUGCGCGCCUUCUCUCUCCUGCCUGUUAGCAGAGAAGAGGUGGUGGGCAAAGACCGCGAGCUGAGCGGUCAGUCAGCUCAGCUCGCCACCGCGCACAUGCGCGGUAGUGCACUCAGGACUUCAGAGGCAGCAUGAAUGGAAGCGUCUGAUUGCUCCCUGCUCGCGCACGCCUAUUUCGUCAUUUUGACGAAAUAGGGGGCGCGGCUUCAUGAGGCUCCCGGCGCUGCAACUAGGUGAGUAAAAUCUUCUGCUUGUAGAGUCCCUUUAAUGCUGAGAAUUGAUUGACAGGUGUGGGAGAGGCCAAACCUUUAUAAAGCAUUAAAUACAAAUCUGUAUACUUGCUAGCCUUUUAGCACAAUAUGUUGAUGAAAUGUGGCGGUCUUGAAAGUUAGUCGAAGAGGUGUGUACUGUGAUGUACUCUUUAAGUAUUAAUAAUCUAAAGUUUAAAGAAAGAGAGUGUUAAAGAUGACCUUGCUAGCAGACGUUUUGUAGGAGAUGGGCAUGCUUUGGUCUCUAGAGCUCCUUGCUCACAGUGUCCGUUUCCAGUUUUUACCUUACAUCACUGUCUAUAGUUACGAGGAUUGGAAGAAGAAAUAUAAAAUUGAUGAUCAGGAUUCUGAAGAUGAUGAAAAACAGGCUGGUGUGACCCACAGAAAGGGAAGAGGUAAACAAGGAAACUGCUUGAUUUUGUUCACAUAUUUCAGAAUAUUGUUACUACAUUCACAUUGCAUUUUAACUUGGGGAGAAUAUAUUUUUAAAAAGAUAUUCUUACCUAUAAAGAAGGGCACAGUUUGGCUAGUAAUUUGUAAAACACAUAGAAAAAAAAUUUCCUACGAUGCAAAAGUUUCCACCCUAAAAUACUUGCUUUUUGCCAAACAUCCAAUAAAUUCAAGGGAUUAGAUUAGUCUUGGAUGAAACAUAAGUGAUCAUUGUGUUAUUUGAGAUGUCUCAAAUUCUAAGAGACAGUACCCAGAUGACUUUCUAAAUAAAGAAAAAGAACUAUGAAAUAUGCAAAGGAAUAGCCUAACUGUGUUUAACCCCUUAAGGACAGAGGACGGUUUAGGACCGUCAUUGGCAUUUUUGCAUUGCCGACCGGUGACGGUCCUGAACCGUCCUAAUGGUCUUAUGUACUUACCCGAUCGCCGUCAUUCCCCCGGCGGUGAUCUGCGUUGCUCCCGUUGUGGGGAGACUGCCUGCAGCCCAGACAGUCUCCCCAUGGCGGAUUAGGACCCCUGUGGCCAUGUGAUCGCUCAACACAGCGAUCACAUGGUCACAAUAGGUGUCCAUGUGUCUGCCUGCAGGGGGACUGCCUAUGCUGACAGGCAGUCUCCCUGCUAGUGUAAAAUCAUGAAAAAAAAAAUAAAAGUUAAUGUUAAUUAAAAAAAAUUAUAUAUGUGUCUAUAAAUAUGAUAUAUAGACAUUUAUUAUAUCUAUAUAAUAUAUGUCUAUAUAUCAUAUAAUGUCAUACUAAUUGUUUUAUAUUAAUAUGUACAUAUAUUAAUAUAAAAAUACACUUAUAAUUAAAUUACACACGUGUGUGUGUGUGUGUGUGUGUGUGUAUAUAUAUAUAUAUAUAAAAUAACUAUAUAUAUUGUGUAUAUAUUAUUAUAAAAUACAAAUAAUAAGUAAUUUAAAUUAAAUGUAAAAAUAAAAUUUAAAAAAAUUAUCUGUGAAAUUUUAUUCUAACUGUAUUUUGAUAUUAAUAUAUAUAUUUAUAUCAAAAUACACUUAGAAUGAAAUUGUAUAUAUCUAUGUAUAUAUAAAUAAAUAAAAAUAAUACGAAAUAUACAUAUGUCCAUAUACAAAAUUAUAUAAAUAUACACGUAGACUUCAAAUAUAUAAAUAUGCUUAUAUAUUUAAAUUCUACAUGCGUAUUUAUGUAAUAUUUUUACAUAAUUAAGUAAUUUUAUUGAUUGCAAUUUGAGGGACCUGCCUGCCAACCCAGGCCGAAAUUCCAGAGAAUUUAAUUUGCUAGCACUGUAUUUUACCCUGUAACGUUCUACGACACCCUAAAACCUGUACAUGGGGGGUACUGUUUUACUCGGGAGACUUCGCUGAACACAAAUAUUAGUGAUUCAAAACAGUAAAACAUAUCACAGCGAUGAUAUUGUCAGUGAAAGUGACUUUUUUUGCAAUUUUCACACACAAACAGCACUUUUACUGAUGAUAUAAUUGUUGUGAUACGUUUUCCAGUUUUUAAACACUAAUAUUUGUGUUCAGCGAUGUCUCCCGAGUAAAACAGUACCCCCCAUGUACAGGUUUUAUAGCAUUUUUGAAAGUUACAAGGUCAAAUAUAUGGGUCAAAUAUUUUUACAUUGAAAAUGGCCAGGUUGGUUACGUUGCCUUUGAGAGCGUAUGGUAGCCCAGGAAUGAGAAUUACCCCCAUGAUGGCAUACCAUUUGCAAAAGAAGACAACCCAAGGUAUUGCAAAUGGGGUAUGUCCAGUCUUUUUUAGUAACCACUUGGUCACAAACACUGGCCAAAAUUAGCGUUCAAUUUAGUUUUUUUACUUUUUUCACACACAAACAAAUAUGAAUGCUUACUUUGGCCAGUGUUUUCGACUAAGUGGCUACUAAAAAAGACUGGACAUACCCCAUAUUGAAUACCCUGGGUUGUCUACUUUAAAAAAAAUAUGUACAUGUGGGGUGUUAUUCAGAGAUUUAUGACAGAUAAUAGUGUUACAAUGUCACUAUUGAUAAAUUUUAAAAAUGUAUGUUUUGAAACCGCAAUAUCCUACUUGUACUUAUAGCCCUAUAACAUGCAAAAAAAUAGCAAAAAACAAUGUAAACACUGGGUAUUUUUAAACUCAGGACAAAAUUUUUAAUCUAUCUAGCAUUUUUUUUCAUUCGCUUUUGUAGAUGAGUAAACGAUUUUUUUUAAUUAAAAGUCAAAAAACAUGUAUUUUUUAAAAAAAAAUUCAUCAUAUUUUUUCAUUUGUUUAAAAUUAAAGUACAUGAGAUUAUAUAAAUAAUGGUAUGUAAAGAAAGCCCCUUUUUGUCCUGAAAAAAAAAAAUAUAAUUUGUAUGGGAACAGUAAAUGAGAGAGCGGAAAAUUACAGCUAAACACAAACACCACAAAAGUGUAAAAAGAUGCCUGGUCGCAAAUGUACAACAUCGCAAAAACAGUCCAGUCCUUAAGGGGUUAAACAUAGACCGAAAAAUUGACCUAGUGACCGAGUUUAAUACUGCAACUAAGGAAUAUUGCGCACUGGCAUUUGUUAAAAAGAAAACAAACAAACAACCUCUGUACAAGGAGUUGAAUAAUAUAAAUAUUCCCUCAUUGAUAUCUUUUAAAGGAGUUUAAAAAAAAAAAAAAAAUCACAGCAAUUGGGGAGCACUUUGGUACUAGAAGAAUUAAAAUUAAAUUUAUUUUUUAAAUGGUGAAGCCAAUAGUGGCAUUUUCAUGUUUAAAGGAAAACACUAAACAUAUGAAACACUUUAGCUUGCUUUUUCCUGAGAGCUCUAGUUGUCGUAAAAAAGGAUGUAUUGGAGUCACGUUGAUAAUUAGUGGAGCCUAAAGCAAAGUUCUGUUUCAAUUACCAGUCAAAUUUACCCAUAAUCCAUAAGUAAAAAUCAUCCCACAAAAGACCAAACAUCAGAAAUGAUGGGCAGAUUAAAGCAAAAUGGCUGGACCCAGGUAUUUCGAUCCAGUACAAUGCAGAAAAGAUACUAAAUAUAAAUGGUCAAAUGACAAGGGAGUGGUACACUUGGUAAGAUUCAAGAAGCUUAAAUAAAGAAAAAAAAAAAGUAAUAGAUCCACUUUAAAUUGUAGAAAUUGUGAUUCUAUAAUUAGAAGAUCUGGUUUUAUACACCUUCACAUCACCCAUGUGGCUGGAUUUAUAGGUGUGGAACUGCACAAAACAAGGGAAAGGACCAGUCAACAUAACUCAAUUUUGUUAUGUUGGAUUUAUCAGUCCCAACAAGUUUUGCAUAGGCGUGGUAUCCUACAAGUCAACUCAGAUUUUAAAGGACUACUCUAGGCACCCAGACCACUUCAGCUUAAUCCCUUAAUCCCUCUAGGAUUAACCCUUUUUUUUUUUAUAAACAUAGUUUCAGAGAAACUGCUAUGUUUAUAAUAGGGUUAAUCCAGCCUCUAAAGCCUCUAGUGGCUGUCUCAUUGACAGCCGCUAGAGGCGUUUGCGUGCUUCUCACUGUGAAAAUCACAGUGAGAAGACGCCAGCGUCCAUAGGAAAGCAUUAUGAAUGCUACUGCCGCGCAUGUGCUUUCAGCCGGAGAGGAGGAGGAGAGCUCCACGCCCGGCGCUGGAAAAAAGGUAAGAUUUAACCCUUUCCUCGCCAUCCAUCCUGGCACUAUAGUGGUCCUUUAAGUGAAUAAUUCUGUAACAACAUGUAGGAGAAGAAACGUAAAGGCUAAUGACUCAAAAGGGUUUUAUUUACCCUUUAACCAGUGCCAAAACGCAUUCAUUAUGGCUUCAUGGAGGCUGUUUCUUUUUGUCUUCUCGUCUAAUCCAGUGCUUCUUAUAGAGAAGUAUCGAGGAUGAGAAGCACAUGCUCGGCAAGCACUGUGUUUAUCCAGUCAAAUGCUUCUCAUAGAGAAACAGUAAUUUGUUUUGGAGACCUACAGUUGACUAAAAAUAUAGGCAUAAUGUCAAAUGGGCUUAUUUUUUCAUGACUGGAGAAUAUGGGUUCCUGUGCUUUUUAAGUAAUUAUUUUUUGCAUUUAUGUUGUACACUGGAGAUGGAAACUUGGAAGCAUUGUGGGUGUUAAAUCAGAGUUUGAGAGGUGUUAGAAGAAAACAUCACUCUGUCCUGUUAAGAUGCAAAAAGACUGGUGAUACCUUGUGUUUCCUCUUUAGUAAACAAGAAAUUCAUUAUCAGGGAUCACUGUAUAUAGACCAGGGUUUUCGCUUCAAAGCAAAGGUGCUAAAUUCAGUCCUAUCUGAGCCACAUUCCUCAUUGCUUGGAUUCUCUAAAUUAGCAUAUUAAACCUUGUUAAAAUUGUUUUUCAUAUUCUAAAAUCCUUAGUGUAUUUUGUGGUCUUCAAGGCAACAGUGUUCUGCAUCUUGUGGUAAAGAUUUGGCUUUCGAAAUUUUAAAUUUAUCGCAUCAUUGGGUCAGAAGAGCUGUAGUAGAAUUGUUAAAACUAGAUUUUACAUUCUUGGUAGCAAAUAAAAUAUGACAAAGAACAAUAAUAGUUUUAAAACAUUUUGUCUUACAUUGUCAACACUCUUUUUCAAGGUGGACACAGUAAAUCUCGAGGAGGACCUCGUAAUGAAACCCCUGGACCUCAUGGAAAGCCUCGUUCUGAGUUGCGCAGCAAACAACAAAUUCUUAAACAGAGAAAGAUCCAGGAAAAGCAGCGGUUCCUGCAGAAGGGUGGGAUGAAGCAACUCAAGAAGAGAACAAAGCAGGGUGUUCAUGAUAUGAAGAGAACUGCAUUUGGCAGGGGAAAGAGCAGCGGGUUUAAGAAAGGAAAGAUGAGGAAAAAGAUGUAAUGGUGUAGAAUGUGCAAAUGAAAUCACAUUGUUGGCAAAACCCAGCAUGCAUCCCAUUUUUGAAUGGGUAAUUUAACAGUAUUGGGAGAGGCACCUCAACCAUAUUUUAUUUUACGUUAAUGAACACCCUAUCUAAAUGGUGUAUCACAGCCAUGCCCUUCAGUAUAAAAAGCAAAGCUGAAGCUUACAGAAGGCUGUUAGUGUGAUUUAACCCUUUACUGACCAGAUGGACCUGUUUAUUUUUGUGAAAUUGGUAUCAACCCUGUAAGACAUUACGAACAACACAGGCAAACGCGUCAGCUAUGUAUCACCAGUGGCAUCCUUGGAUACAUAAAAUGCAUACAUGAAGAUCUUUAACCCCCAAGGCCGUGGACUCUAGAUAAUGUAUAUUAAUGUUAUUAAAUACAAUGUUCGCUAUCUUGUUUUUCUUUGUUUAUUAUCUAAUGAAUCAAAAAUAUUUGUAAAACAA
Molecule: messenger RNA, 21022 nt
Organism: Pelobates cultripes (western spadefoot toad)
Lineage: Eukaryota; Metazoa; Chordata; Amphibia; Anura; Pelobatidae
Source: the annotation of a GenBank genome assembly